AUGGCUCUUGCCACGACUGCGGCCAUUGCUGCCGGCAGCUGGGCUGCUGCGGCCUAUCUCGAUGCGAAGUACCAUUUUCGGGAAGACUUGACUACAAUCGCCAGGCUCAAACGUGGCGCAAGGGAGUACGCCCGCGUCGCCAGAGAGGACAAAGUUAGUCUGUGGUAUGUUCUCGAAGACCAGUGCCGGAAAAGCUGGAACAUCCCUGCCAUUUGGUCGCGGGAAGGAACGUACACCUAUGGCGAAAUGUACGAGGACUCCGUCCGCUAUGCCCAAUGGAUGCUCGAGGAGGGCAUUCAGCCGGGGGAGCUGGUGGGUGUCUAUCUCACCAAUUCUCCUCACUUCUUGUUCAUCUGGUACGCAUGUUUGGCUGUCGGCGCCGCUCCGGCUUUUCUCAACUACAACCUUGAAGGCAAAGCCUUAAUGCAUUGCUUGGAUGUCUGCGAAACGAGACUGUUGGUUGUCGACCAAGACCCGGCCUGUCAACAGCGGAUCGAGGACAGCCGGGCCGACAUUGAGGCCCGCGGAACGAAGAUCGCUAUUCUCGACAGCAACCUGAAGCAAAAGGUCUUCUCAAAGCCAACACUGAGGCCAGGUGAUGAGUGUCGUAAGGGCACCAAGGGCCGCUUUCCUUACUGCUUGAUUUACACCAGUGGAACGACCGGUCUGCCCAAAGGCUGCGCAUUCACCCUGGACCGAGUUUACCUCAUAUGCGGCCAUGACAUGCCAAUCUGUGGUUCCGUCCCUGGCAAAGACCGAUGGUACAAUGCCAUGCCCUUGUAUCAUGGGACUGGUGCCAUCAUGACCUCCUAUUGUUUGUUACAAGGCGUGAGUGUGGCGAUAGCACCACGGUUCUCGGUGUCACGGUUUUGGAACGACAUCCACGACUCCAACUCGUCAUUCUUCAUCUACGUCGGCGAGACCGCACGAUAUCUGCUCAAUGCGCCGCCACACCCGCUGGAACGGCAACACAGGCUUCGUUGCGCUUACGGAAACGGACUGAGGCCGGAUGUUUGGGAGAGGUUUCAGACCCGGUUCAAUAUCCCUGAAGUCGGCGAGUUUUUCAACUCCACCGAAGGAAUGUUUUCGUUGUUCGUCCACGACAAAGGUCUGUUUUUGCAAGCUUGUGUCGGUCACCAUGGGUUGAUCAUGCGACGGAUGCUGCACAAAGUCUACAUUCCUAUCAAGAUUGAUCAUGAGACGGGAGACAUUUGGCGCGACGCGAAGACAGGCUUCGCUCAUAGAAACUCGUACGAAGAAGGCGGCGAGAUGCUGGUUGCGGUACCCGGUAAACAGGCAUUCCAGGGGUACUGGCGCUCCCAAGCCGCGACGGACAAGAAGUUCGCUCUGGAUGUGUUCAAGAGGGGCGACGUUUACUACCGUUCUGGUGAUGCUCUUCGCCGAGACCGCGAUGGCAGAUGGUACUUUCUGGACCGACUAGGAGACACCUUCCGCUGGAAAUCGGAAAACGUUUCCACGGCCGAAGUGGCCUUGACUAUGGGCCAGUUCCCGGGGAUCGCCGAGGUCAAUGUAUAUGGAGUGUUGGUGCCGAACCAUGAAGGACGGGCUGGUUGCGCCGCCGUUGACCUCGAUCCUAACCACACCGGUCCACCAGUCGACUAUAACGAACUCCUGAAAUAUACGCGCGCACGACUCCCUCGCUAUGCCGUGCCCGUGUUCCUGCGCAUCGUCAAGGUCAGCACACACAUUCACAACCACAAGCAGAACAAGGUCCCGUUGCGAAAAGAAGGGGUAGACCCGCGCCUGGUCGGCACGGAGAUGCCGGAUGGGAAGGACGAUGUGUUCUUGUGGUUGCCGCCCAAGGGUGAUAGAUAUGUGCCUUUUUCUCCGAAGGACUGGCAGAUGCUGGUGAGUGGGAAAGCUAGAAUAUAG
Capronia coronata CBS 617.96 is the source of this 1893-nucleotide messenger RNA. RefSeq lists its product as uncharacterized. Lineage: Eukaryota; Fungi; Ascomycota; Eurotiomycetes; Chaetothyriales; Herpotrichiellaceae. The record is from RefSeq and is a predicted model, not a curated record. Gene Ontology annotation, molecular function: long-chain fatty acid-CoA ligase activity; long-chain fatty acid transmembrane transporter activity. The transcript has 3 exons. The coding region runs from base 1 to 1893 and encodes 630 amino acids.